Benincasa hispida (wax gourd) is the source of this 832-nucleotide messenger RNA. Its product is annotated as ubiquitin-conjugating enzyme E2 2. The record is from RefSeq and is a predicted model, not a curated record. Lineage: Eukaryota; Viridiplantae; Streptophyta; Magnoliopsida; Cucurbitales; Cucurbitaceae.
UAAGCAGACUUUGGAUUUUCCCUUUGCUCUUUCUGCCCCUGAUCGUGUUUGGGUCACCGGGGAAGUCUCUCAUCGACGAAUCCUUCUUGUUAAACCGGUAGAUAAUUGAAAUUGAGAUUUCUCUUUGAUUUAGUUUCUAAAUCCAUCAACAUCAGUGAAGGCUCUCGCCGCGCUAGGUUACAGCCGGUGAGGAUGUCUACUCCUGCAAGGAAGAGACUGAUGAGAGAUUUCAAGAGGUUGCAGCAAGAUCCACCUGCUGGCAUCAGUGGUGCUCCCCAAGACAAUAAUAUCAUGCUAUGGAAUGCUGUUAUAUUUGGGCCAGAUGAUACACCUUGGGAUGGAGGUACGUUUAAACUCACCCUUCAGUUCACUGAGGAUUAUCCAAAUAAGCCACCAACAGUCCGCUUUGUGUCUAGAAUGUUUCACCCUAACAUUUAUGCCGAUGGAAGCAUUUGUUUGGACAUUCUGCAAAAUCAGUGGAGCCCAAUCUAUGAUGUAGCAGCUAUACUCACCUCUAUUCAGUCGCUGCUGUGUGAUCCCAAUCCAAACUCUCCUGCCAAUUCUGAAGCUGCUAGGAUGUUUAGCGAGAAUAAGCGCGAGUACAACAGGAGAGUACGUGAAAUUGUGGAACAGAGCUGGACUGCUGAUUAGCCACAGAAUGGUUGUAGGCAAACAGAAAAGAUAGUCGGGUGGCUUGUUUGCAUGAUAUUGUACCUGGGAAGAAAACCAUUUUGUUGUGUAAUUUGCGUAUUAUGUGAUAUGCUUGCUUGGUUUAUUCAGAUGAACUACUUCAGUCUAUUUCAAUUUGACUAAUCUGGUCUGGCUUUUCCCA